This is a messenger RNA of Caenorhabditis elegans, 1327 nucleotides long. It is a transcript of the gene grd-16, whose product is annotated as Ground-like domain-containing protein. The transcript has 6 exons. Lineage: Eukaryota; Metazoa; Nematoda; Chromadorea; Rhabditida; Rhabditidae. The record is from RefSeq and is marked reviewed. The coding region runs from base 15 to 1229 and encodes 404 amino acids.
UCUCAUCCCCCAAAAUGCGUUGUAUUCAACUUUACGUCUUCUAUCUCAUCUCUCAAUUAUUCACUACAGGAUCUGCCCAGAAAACUUUUCAUUAUGGUGUCACAGGUGGCGAGCAGUUUGGAAGGCACGAGCCAUCAACUCGCCUGUCCCGCUUCCAAUCCACGCCAGUAUCCCUGAAUCCCUUGGAGGAUACCCUCCGAGUUCAGCAAAUUCUCAAAAAGCUAGAAGAUCCUGGUGGACUAGAAAUCCGGCGGAGGUCCACGUCACGCCGGUUGCACGGUGUGCUCACUGAGCCAUUCGGAACACCGCUGGUGAUCAGUGGGAACAGCAGUGAGAAGAAGAAGAAAAAACCGCUGAAAAUAAAGAAACGGAAUGGAAGAAGGAACCCAAAGUCACCGGAAGUGAACGAAUACGAGCUUCAACUUGCAAAACAAAUCGAAGAAGAUCAGCUAAAAUUCGUAGAGGACGAGAAGAAUCCGAUGAAGUACGUGGUGGAAAACGGGCUUCUCUUCCGGCAAUCGCGAUAUUCUCCUCUGGCUCGGGUGGAAAUCCCACCGGUCUCAGGAAUGUCUGAAAUUUCUGGAAUUUCACAGAGAACUUCGCAUAGUGUCGGCCAAACUAUGCAGAAUCCACCGAGAAAGCGGAGGAGAAAGCAGAGUUACAAGCUGAAAAAUUCCAAAUCCAGCUCUGAGUCAAUGUUCCGGACUAAUGUUUUCCGGGGGAAUAUUAAUCGACAAAUUCCUGCGAUUCCCCUGCCUUCGCCCUUCUCGGUCGCCUACGGCAAGCCUUCAUUUGCAAUUGCACGGGAAGAAGAUGGAAAAUGCUACACAAAUCGAUUUGGAUACCGAUGUUGUGAUGAAGCUCUGGAAGCGUUGAUCCUGAAAAGUUAUGAAAAACUUCGGCGAAAAUCUAAUGAUUUGGAGGAUAAUCUGUCCAAAAUUGCUUCAACGUUAAGGAGGGACAGUCGACAAGUAUUCGCAAAAAAUCUGGAGGCAAUCGUCUCCACCUCCAACUUCGGCACCUCAAUCCCCUCGGAUUUCUCCUGUAAGGUGGAACUCGGGCCGAAUAGGUUUGUAGCUCAAGUAUUCGUGCCAGAAUUGGGUCUCGACGCGAAAACCACCACACGUAGGCAUCGGAUACCGUACCACGAACUUUCAAGGGAGGAUUUAAGCGAUGCGGCAGAUUUGGUUGUAUCCAGGAAUGGAAUUAUUGUUUCGAAACUUUUAUGAUCUAUUGAUUUUUAUUUUUGAUUUGUAAAUUUUAAUAAUAUCUAGUUUUUUUUUUUGGUUGAUUGAUUAAUUAAUAAUAAAAAAAUUUGAAUUAAAAA